This is a messenger RNA of Hyalella azteca, 5259 nucleotides long. RefSeq lists its product as uncharacterized. NCBI's taxonomy places the organism in Eukaryota, Metazoa, Arthropoda, Malacostraca, Amphipoda, Hyalellidae. The record is from RefSeq and is a predicted model, not a curated record. The transcript is spliced from 5 exons. Gene Ontology annotation, molecular function: DNA-binding transcription factor activity; RNA polymerase II cis-regulatory region sequence-specific DNA binding. Gene Ontology annotation, biological process: regulation of transcription by RNA polymerase II. Bases 68 to 4456 code for a protein of 1462 amino acids.
CGACGACGGAUUUUGGAAAUCCUUUUUUUUAUCAAUAGAAAUCAAUUUAUUACCAUCAUCCAAAGUGAUGGAAGCAAACAGAAAUCUCAAGCAAAGCUCUAAUCUGGCAGCAACUAGUACAGCAACUAGCGCCACCACUCAUGCUGCCGCUGUUUCCAGUAGUAAAGUUAACAGCAUUACCAAUGGCAAUAUUCUCAGUGUACAGGCUCCUUCAAUUUAUUUUGCAUUUGCUAGUUCAUCCAAUGUUUCCAAUGGAAAAUUGAUUCCUACUUUCCUAUUGUCAAAUGCUUCAAGCUUGGGAAAUUUGUCCCAGGCUAUUUGGAUUCCUACGGCUGCUGUGAUGCCGCAGACUCAAGAUUUAGGGGCCGUUUUGCCGAAAAUAACUAAGUCAGCUCAGGAUUCUACCACCAAACCAGCUAUGUGCUCUAAACUAGAUGCAACACAAUGCUCCUUGAUAGAAUCAACUCAGUGUGCCAUGAGUGAAUUGGCUCCUUCCAUUGUGCCUGACACAGCUCAUCCUGAUCCACUCCCUGCUGAGUUACCUCAGUAUACUCCAUCCUCCACUGAGUUACCCCAGUCUGCUCCAUCCUCCACUGAGUUAAUGCAGUCUGCUCCAUCCUCCACUGAGUUACCUCAGUCUGCACCAUCAACAGAAAUGCCUCAGUGCUCAAAAAUGGAGUUACUUCAAAUCGCCAGCACACCUAGCACCCGUGUAAGAAUCCCCAGAAUUAACUGGAAAAAAGCACCUCGGACUGUCAAGAAAAGUUGGAAAAGAAAAUCCUGCAAGUCUCCCAAAAUUUCACGUACAAUGCGCUUCAUACUUCCUAAGUCUGAAAUUCAACUUCACUCCUCUGUCACCAGAGAUAUCAAUGUCAAUUCUGGUAGAAAAACAUCUCUGAAUUUAUUGAGUGGGACUUCAAUGUAUUCCAUUCCACAAUCUGGUAAAGUCGGAACUAAUUUUACUCCUUCUGAAGAAAUUUCAUCUUCAAGUUCUUCAAAUUCUGCUUGUGCAAUAAAUUCCAGCAUUUUAAAUUCAGAGUCUAAAAUAAUUUCAGAUCCUAUUAAGGAAGAGGCAUUUAACUCAGUGCAGGCACUUGUAGGUCCUGUCCUUGUUGCCAGCACUUGUGUUACAUCCAGCAAAAGCAACUUGCAGUCAGCUUGUUCUGUGCCUUAUGCUGCUGCAGAAGCCCCUCAUGUUUUAUCCUCUUUGCCCUGUAGUUCAACUAGUUUGAAUGCUUCCAUACUGGUUGAUGCUGUGGCUGCUGGAAACCAUGUUGACUCAUCAGUUGCUGCACACUGCGAUUCUUCUGUUAACAGCUCUGAUGUUGUGGACUUGAAUGCUAAUGAACUUUCUCAGGAGUUUACUUUUUUUCGUGCUGUGCCACCAAAGCCAACAAUUAAUAUUGAAACCCAAGUUGAAUCCACAAAAUAUACUAAGUCUAUGGGAACAUCGAACUGCCAUUUAGGGGGUAAAAGAAGAGCAAACCGUAGCAGAAAUAAUUUGGAUCGGGAACCAAUGUAUAAACCAUUGAUGGCUAUGCAAACCAGAGCAGGUAUAAAGAACCAAGCUUGCACCAAACCUAGCAUCAACACCACCACAGCCUCGACUCGCAGAAAAGUUAUUUUAGUUAAAUCAAUAACUGAAGAGAAAUCUACCCACAGUGGACUUCAGGGCGAGUUUGAUGCCAUGCUUCCUGGCAAUAUUGAUGCAUCCAACAACAUUGAUCUUGCUGCAUGUGGCAUUGAAGUUGAUGAACCACUUCAUGAAGCCAUCACAAAUGCCACCAAGUUGAUGGAUGGCACGAAUACUCUAAGGAUCUCACCUCAAUUAAUGCGCAAGAAGAACUCCAGAUCAAUCCUUUCAUCAAAUAUGUCAAGCAAAAUUGAGAGGGACGGCGAAAAGAUUUUUACGAUUAAUUCUCAAGAGCCUUUAGUUGAGUUCAAUGCUGGUGGUAAUGUUGCUGGUAUCCCCGAAGUAGCCGUUAACGUUAAAUUAUCACUUACGGAAGUGAACCUCAAAAAUUCCCAACCAUCCUCUUCUUCUGGCCAGAGAAAUAUCGAGGAUGUAGGAUCCAAGAACCCAGGGAGUGAGGUCUUUGUUGGAGGAGAUGGACCAACUUCUGGAGAUGGACAAAACAUGGGACGAACAAGCAAACGGAUUCUGUUGUGUCAGGUGUGUGGCAAGCUUCUGCAUGGCGUCUCCAGCCUCAAGACUCACCUGCUCACUCAUGCCCCCACCAAGCCCUACGCUUGUGACGUUUGCCACCGACGCUUUAAGCGUCGCACGUAUCUCAACCAGCACGCGCUCACGCACACCAACCGACGUCCUCACACGUGUCGAGUAUGUCAGGUCACGUACAGAACGCGUAGCCAGCUUAUGAGGCACCUCAAAGCCCAUGAACGCGUCCUUGAUGUCUAUGAGUGUAAGCAAUGCUCUAGGGUUUUCAACUCUCGGUUUGCUCUCAACUCGCACGCUAAAGUUCACGUGGAGAAAGUCUCAAGUUGCUGUGAGAUUUGCGGCGAGUUUUUUACUUCUGCAAAAGCGCUCAAAUUGCACAGAUUGACGCAUUCGGAAUGCCAGCACCGUUGUGAAGUCUGCGGAAAAAGAUUUGCAUACCUGAGUUUGCUUCAGCGGCACAUGGUUAGUCAUGACAAUGAUGAACCUCGGUAUUCGUGCAAAAUUUGUCCAAUGAAAUUUUUUUGGGAGACCAGCCUCGCCAAUCACGCCAAAACCCACGUGCCUAAAAAGUUCAAAUGUACCUUCUGUCCGAUGGAUUUUCACUCGGAGCUUAAGUACACGUCACAUCUCAAGAAACACUCGAAUCCCAAGCCACAUUCGUGCACUCUCUGUCCUAAGAAGUUUGCAUUCACGUAUCAGCUGAAUAAACACAUCAACAGCACCCAUGAUCUCAAGAGCUUGUUCUCCUUAAAAACACGAAAACUGCGUGGCGAAGAUGUGCCAGGUCUUCUGGACGGAGAUGUGACCGGUCAUCCUGUUUCUAUCAGAACCAAAACAUGUUUUCAAAACGCUACAGGCGAGAUUUCCAACGAAGGAAAGAAUUCCGAUGUUUCUAGAUGUCCUGAGGAAAAAUUUGUGGACGGAAGCUUACCCGAACUGUUAUCUGAAAACCACCACAUUCGAGCACAAGAACACAACUCUUCUGCUGGCCAAAGCAAGAAGAAGAACGCUCUCUGUCAGCCCAGCACCAACAUUUCCACCACUGCAAGGAGUAGCACGAAUGCAUCAAGUAUCGCCAGGAAUUGUGUUAAAGCACCCAUAAAUGUCGGCAAGGUACCUGCUGCCAGCAGAAGUGCUGGUGCCAGAAAGAACGCUGAAGCCAGCAAUAAUUCGGAGGCAAACAGGAGUAGUGUCAAAAAGCGUGUCGUGACCUGCAAGCGUACAAAUACUGAUAAUAAAUUCACCGCUGAAAAUAAAGCUGAACUGAAGCACUCUCGAAAGAUGACCGCCAUAACUUCUUCUAACGAUGAAAAUUCUGUAAAUGCAACUUCUGAUGAAGAACAAAUUUACAAAAAUGCCGUCAGACCUACUAAGCAAUCCUUAACGCCUGCUCCAUCCCUGAGCUCUAGUGUCAUGCCCAGGCUUGCUUACUCUCGACGUAGUAAUGCAUUGCCUAAAAGUUGCGCUAGGCGAUUAAGCGCCUGUGGCGUCUCCUCUUUUGAUUCUAAUGGGGAACGAUCAGGACCUCCUCCGGCUUACAGCUUCUCAUCUCCCCAAGCGUCCACUCAGAGCCCAAAGGAAAAUUUGUAUCCCGUCACUACCCCGAACUUUUCAUCAACUUCCAUUUUGAGCAUUUCAUCAGCUCCUACCCCAAACUUUCAAUCGGGACCUACUACUUCUAACUUUUCAUUGCCUCCUACCUCUAACUUUAUAUCGGCUCCCACAACAAAAUAUUCAUCGGCUUCUACCCCGAACUUUUCAUCAGCUCCUACUGCAAACUUUUUAUCGGCUCCCUCCUCUAAUUUUUCUUUAGCCUCUUCCCCGCUUGAACAUUCAGAUGUGAAUUAUUUCCCUGAACCUUCGAAGGGAAACAGUGGGGUCGCCAAAUCCUCCUCAAGAUCUUCUAAAUUCGUCCAUUUGGCAUGUAGGGAUUUUUUCCCUAUCGGAAGCGGGGAGGAUCGUGGAAGUUUUACAGGACAGCCCCACCCCCACCUGUUGCCCGCGUCCUGUGAUCCCUACUUGCAUUCCUCAGCCUUCAUUAAAUCCCCAGCUCUGCUCCCCUCUUACAUGGAAGAUUCCUUCACCCACAACCCGCCUGACAGCCCACUCAAUAACUUGAGCCCGCAAUACAGCCCUCCUGAUAUGUACAGCCCAGAGUACAGCUCACCCGCGCACCUAGGCCCACCUCACAGCCCGCAUCAGAUAUCCAACACUGCAUACAACCCAAGACAUAACUCAACUCGCCAGCCUUACCCACCUCCACCUUCGUAUCUAUAGCGAGAAAACUCAAUAUACUAUUGAACUCGGCUGGUCAACCAAUCUCUACCUUCUUAUUUUUAUAAUUACAACCAACGACAUAACUACUCGACGGCUCAACCCUCUUCAUCGCCAGCACAGCCCGCCUAUUUCCCUAAACUCCUAAGUGCGCCCGCGUUGCGCCAGCACACCAAUAUCAGUUCCCUCAGGGCGGGUUGAGGUGAUAUACUCAAAACUAACUGCAAAGAUUACUGGCUGUUAUUUGUCGUUGAUCUAUCACGUUGUUAUACAGUUACUGUACUAUAUACUGUUUCAUGUUCGUUUAUGUUCGUUGUUGUUGUUGCUUAGUUUUCUUGCGUAUAAAAGAAGGUCUUCAGUUUGCAGUGAACUGAAUUUCAUAGACGCGUCUUGGUCAUCUUCGAUCGUGUACACGUAAGCCAUUCAUUUCCGUACAUGAAAUGUUAUGCGCGUUCUGCGGCGUUAAUCACAUCGUAACCAAUAAUAAGAACCAUAGUUUUGAUUAUGAUGAUAAUGUUCAUCGCAAGUGCCAACUCAAUGCACUGCAACAAGCAGAGGAUAAUUCACGUCCAAUUGCGUACGGAAAUGUGAAAAUUCGAAUUUCCUUCAUCUUGCUACUCACUCAUCCUUGUCAUUUUACAACCUCGGUAAUAAGUUAACAAUUAUUUACUGAAUAAAUUAGAUGGAGUUUCACAUAUAUAUAUCGUAUGUGGUUGGCGCCUUGUUACAAUUUCCUACUAAGAUUUUGAAUUCGCGUCGGUUCUUGUUGAUCAAUAAAAGUGAUGAUAUUCUUCUUACGAACGAUG